Messenger RNA from Cloeon dipterum, 2787 nucleotides. Its product is annotated as Na(+)/H(+) exchanger protein 7-like. The coding region runs from base 257 to 2599 and encodes 780 amino acids. The transcript has 17 exons. Gene Ontology annotation, cellular component: plasma membrane. The record is from RefSeq and is a predicted model, not a curated record. Gene Ontology annotation, biological process: proton transmembrane transport; sodium ion import across plasma membrane; potassium ion transmembrane transport. Gene Ontology annotation, molecular function: sodium:proton antiporter activity; potassium:proton antiporter activity. Lineage: Eukaryota; Metazoa; Arthropoda; Insecta; Ephemeroptera; Baetidae.
UGUGACCUUUUACUUAUUAAUUAAUUAGCAAGAUUACCAUCUCGGGUUGUUGCGAUUAAUUGAUAAAAGCUGGUUCUCCGCCCCCGAUAAUUUAAAAUAAUAGCUCGGCGCAACGGUGGAAAAGCGGCGCCUAAUCAUUUUCCUGCUCUCAUUUGGCUGUCGCGCCGAUCAAUUAUUCAUCGCACGAAUUGCUCCGUCGAUUUUCUGCGCCAGUUUUCGUUUUGGCAGUCAUUACGGUGCUGUUUGGCUUCCGAAAAUGCCGGUGAUAUCGAACCUGCUCUUCCUGCUGGUCAUUUGCAAAUGUUGCUAUUCCAAAUAUUUACCAAACCAGAGACAAAGAAACCAAUCUCUCCUGCCCAGCAACAAUUUGAGUUUUGCUGGCCGCGUUGCAGGAAGGCCAACGCAGAAAUUUCAAGAGGUGACGACAGUUUCAAAUAAGUAUAUUUCGACUACAGAUACAGAUCAACAGAAACUAUGGGAGUUGUGGUACCCAGAUAAUGUCAACCUCAGCAACGUGGCUGGACUGAAAGCAACACGUAAAUCUAAGCGGACGACAAAUAUUGUUUUGCAACGUGACGAGCAAGCGCCAAAUAAGAAGGAAAAUGGAAAGGUUGAUAUUCAUUUGGUUGAUUGGAAAUGGCACGAAGUCGGCGUCUUUAUUACGUUCGCGAUAUUUGUGUUUGCCGUGGGCUACGCUAAAGUGGUAUUCCAUCAUACUCACUUUCUGGAGGCGUAUUUCCCGGAAUCUUUCCUGAUGUUGGUCCUAGGCGCCGCCGUUGGCUUUGUAUUAUACGUUUUGGGCUACAGGAUGCCUGCUGAUCCGCCGCCCAAACCGCAGCAACUCGAAGCCAGCAGCGACGACGAAGACAGCACAUUUUCAUUUCCAAACUUUUCACCUCGUCUUUAUUUUUUGGUGCUCCUUCCGCCAAUUAUUUUGGAACAGUCGUAUGCCCUAUACGAUUCAGAAUUCGCUGAGAGCCUCUAUCCAAUCCUGCUCUUUUCAAUAGUUGGAAAGCUGAUAACCACUUUGUCGAUUGGAGCAAUUCUUCACGUUUUGUCAAUAUACAAAGUUUUUGGUUCCCUGCCAUCGAUGAAGAACGCGAGUCCUUUGCUUUCUUGGACAGAUGGCCUAAUUUUCGCUUCCAUCAUAUCAGCCGUGGACCCAGUGCCAGUUCUUGGACUCCUUCACGAAGCUGGCGUCAACAAACCACUUUAUUUCUUGAUUUUUGGCGAAUCUCUUCUCAAUGAUGCAGUUUCAGUGGCUUUACACAGUUCGGUGGUUGUGUUUGCGGGGCCGGUGAAGGUGGAAGAAUCGAACUACGGCAUGGCAGUUCUUGCAUUCGUGGUGAACAGUUUGGGCGGCCUCGCGAUCGGCGUGAUUUUCGGCCUGAUUUCAGCCCUGGCCACGAGGACCACAGCACAUCACAGAAUUGUAGAGCCGCUGACGCUGCUCGGGCUGGCGUACAUCGCGUAUUUGUUGGCCGAGGUCGUUCACUUUUCAGGUCACAUCUGCUUGAUAGGAUGCGGGCUGCUCCAGGCGCAUUACGCGUUUCAAAACAUCUCGUUCACUUCCUACGUUUCGAUUAUCCAUUUCGUCAAAAUGCUCAGCUCCACGAGCGAUGCCGUGAUUUUGAUGUUUCUCGGCAUGACAAUGGUCAGCUUCGCGCACGUGUGGCACACGGGAUUCGUCCUCUCGACCCUGAUAUUGUGUUUCCUGUGCCGAGUGUUCGGUGUCUAUUUUUUGGCGAUUAUCCACAAUUCCACCAGUUCGAAUUGGAUCAAUUUCCGAGACCAGACCGUGCUCGCCUACUGCGGUCUGCGGGGCGCCCUUUGUCUCUGCUUGGCGCACAUGCUGAACGAGUCAAGAGUGCAGCUAAAGGCGCUCUUUGAAACCACCACCCUGGUCGUCAUACUGUUCACGACGCUUUUUCAGGGCGGCACAAUAAAAUUACUUUUGAGUUGCUUGCGGAUCAAACGGCAACAUUACAGAGAAGAAAGUUUGAGUGAGCUGAUCGCUGAUUCUGUGUUCAGCUCGGUGAAGGAAGGGGUCGAGGAAAUUGCGAAAACCAAUAGAUAUGGUGUCGUCAGGAGGGUCCUUUCAAGAUUUGAUGAAAAAUACAUGAAGAAGAUUUUCUUGUCGGUUAACUUUGACCACGAAGUACAAAAAGCAAUGCACAAUACGUUGGGUCUCGAGGGGCCGAUAUCAAGUAGAGCUCCUUCAGGGAGGAGUUUGUACAGCCGCUACAAAACUGUUGCAGUGAUUAACAGAAAGUUUUACCAAAUAGAGCAGCCAUGGGUCCAAAGACGCAGAAUGGAUAUACACAGGCCGUUCAGAGUGGAAAAGAAGGAUAAAACGCAAAUGAAAGGCCGUGAAUUAGACAUCCAGAUGGUGCAUGCACACAACGAGGUCGACAGGCCGUUAGUGAUUGAAUUGCACGAUGUGAUUCCCCCAAUCUAUAGCAAUGAGGAAAAGAAACUGUUCAUCGCCCAAGUGAGGAAGAGUUCAGCGCAGGAACGCUUGAAGGAAGUAAUUUUCGAGAGAACGCAAAAAAUAGAUCUGCCUCCUGUGAAAGAGGCUUUUCAAGAAAAACGGCCAUGACUUUGUAUAGUGGCUCUUUUAACACAUUCGAAUAGGUAAAACACUUCUGGAUUUUUCCAUCACUAUUUAGCACGAUGAGAGAACCAUAUUUUUGCAUUUAUUUUUAAUUUGUAAUAAUUUGUUUAUACAUAAUUUGUUUGUGCAUAGUUGACUCAAAUAAAAGAACACAUUGUAUUGAGAUGAAUUCA